GGCAGAGGCAGAUACAGGACAGGUGAACUAUAAAGCGCUCACAUGUGAAGAUCCUGCAGUCUGGUGUAGCACACUGGAGAGUGAAGAUGGGCAACUGGAUAAUCAGUCAUGGUCUGAGUGCCUUCAUUGUGGUGGUGUGGAUGGGCAUCAACAUCUUUCUGUUUGUCUACUUCUACUUGUUCUAUGAUUUGGGACCACAAUUUGAAUACACACGUGAACUUUUAGGGGCUGCAUUGCCCUGGGCCAGGGCACCAGCUGCUGUGCUCAACUUCAAUUGCAUGCUUAUUCUGCUGCCAGUAUGCCGCAACCUGCUGUCUCUGCUUCGAGGCUCUUUCGUGUGUUGUGGACGAACAAUGAGGAAACAGCUGGACAAAAAUCUGACUUUCCACAAGUUGGUGGCCUACAUGAUUGCCCUAAUGACAGCGGUUCAUACUGUUGCUCAUUUGCUUAAUGUGGAGUGGUACAGCAACAGUUUAGAAGGGCGAUAUGGACCUCUUGCAGGAAUUCUUUCCAUGCUUGAUGACUCCACUGAAUUAAAUACAACUUACCUGAAUCCCAUCCGAUCCAAUUCUACGACUCCAACCAUCUUUGUUUUCACCACCAUUGCGGGUUUAACAGGAGUCAUCAUAACUCUUGCCCUUAUCCUCAUUAUCACUUCCUCUAUGGAAGUCAUCCGCCGAAGCUACUUUGAGGUCUUUUGGUACACACACCACCUCUUCAUUGUUUUCUUCGCUGGCCUAGUUUUCCAUGGUGCAGGGCGCAUUGUGCGAAGUCAGCAAGUGACAGAUCCUCCUCAUAACAAUUCCUUAUGCGAAGAUCAACCAGAAAACUGGGGGAAAAUUCCCGAAUGUCCAAUUCCCCAGUUUGCAGGAGGGUUUCCUCAGACCUGGAUGUGGGUGAUCGGACCAAUGAUAAUUUACCUUUGUGAACGACUGCUUCGACUGCUUCGCUACAUGCAACCAGUCAGUUACAGAAAGAUUGUAAUCCGCCCAUCUAAAGUGUUGGAACUACAGUUGGUGAAGCCUGGUUUCAAGAUGGAGGUGGGCCAGUAUAUCUUCCUCAACUGUCCAGCCAUCUCCCAACUGGAGUGGCACCCAUUCACCAUGACAUCAGCCCCAGAGGAGGACUUCUUUAGUGUGCACAUUCGCUCAGCUGGAGACUGGACUGAGAAGCUCAUCAAACUGGUCGAAAACCUACCAGAGGGUGGGCAAGGACCCAAGAUCGCAGUGGAUGGCCCAUUUGGAACUGCCAGUGAGGAUGUGUUUGAUUAUGAGGUCAGCAUGCUGGUGGGUGCUGGGAUUGGUGUGACUCCAUUUGCCUCUAUACUAAAGUCCAUCUGGUACAAGUUUAAAGAAUCCAACCCCAAACUACGAACCAAGAGGAUUUACUUCUACUGGUUGUGUAGAGAGACACACGCCUUUGAGUGGUUUGCAGAUCUUCUACAAGUUCUUGAGAGGGAAAUGGAGGAGAGAGAAAUGAAGGACGUCCUCACAUAUAAACUCUACCUUACCGGCUGGGACCAGAGCCAAGCAAACCAUGUAAUGGUGCAUUUUGACAAGGAUACAGAUAUCAUCACUGGCCUAAAGCAGAAGACUCACUAUGGUCGACCAAACUGGGAUAAGGAAUUUGAUGACGUUCGGAAAGAGAACCCCUCGUCAGUGGUCGGAACAUUCCUGUGUGGCCCAGAAGCACUGGCGAAGGUCUUGGAGAAGAAAUGUGUAAAAUAUUCUGAUGUGGAUCCACGAAGGACCAAGUUUUACUUUAACAAAGAGAACUUUUGAGAGAAGACUUUGCAAAAUAAACCUGAUUCCCUUGGACGACUGCACUUUGGAUUAUGCAGUGUCAUUGUAAUACCAAAUGAUUCCAUUUGUGUUUUUCUGCGAUGUUUGGCUUUUGGAGUUCCUGAUAAGUAAUGGAUGACCAGGAUUUGAGGAAAUUACACCUACACCUGAAUAAAUGGUGUUCGUAAAUGAUUCCUUUGUCUAAGCAUGUGCACAUCUCCAUAAUUAGCAAGGCUGAAAGUUACUGAUGAGGCAGUGAAGUGUUGGAAAGUUUCCUCUUUGAUAGUUUCGAAAUCGUAAAAAGUUAAAGCUGUUGUUUUUCUUCAGAACCAUGCAAUGUCAUUAUCUUGGGUUAGUCACUUGAUUGUAAUCUUUCAACUGUCAAAACAACUUUAUUAUACAUGAACAAAACAUUUAAACGUGUAUAUUGUAUAUCAUGUAUUUCUAAAUAUUGUUUUUGUUAAUAAAAAUAUAUCAGGGCAGGAAUUAUAACAU
Molecule: messenger RNA, 2276 nt
Organism: Myxocyprinus asiaticus (Chinese sucker)
Lineage: Eukaryota; Metazoa; Chordata; Actinopteri; Cypriniformes; Catostomidae
Product: cytochrome b-245 heavy chain-like
Exons: 13
Coding region: 87-1781 (564 amino acids)
Biological process (GO): superoxide anion generation; defense response
Cellular component (GO): plasma membrane; NADPH oxidase complex
Molecular function (GO): superoxide-generating NAD(P)H oxidase activity
Source: RefSeq, a predicted model, not a curated record